UUGCCCGCCACCUUUCUAAAUAAUUCGUGACUGUUCAAUACAUAAUAUUUCUAUUUAGCUAGAGCUAACGUUACUGUACUCAUGGAGAGAAAACUCCCCUGAAUAUUUUUUUAAGAGACUCAUUUAGCGCAAUUAUGUACAAAUAUUAAUAUUGAGACUCGCUCUAGGACAACGAAACAUGUGGAGAGUACAAGGGUUCGUUGGAAGAGUUUUUAGCCGGUGCCAUGGCAACGCCCCCCUGCGCCUGUCUCAGAAUCAUCACGUGGAGGAUGAGGUCAUCCACUCCUCCACCUUCCUCUCCUCCGGCCAGCACUCCCCCGACACCAGCUCUCAGAAAGGGGAGGAUGGAGACAAGAGGUGGAAGAAGAGGAGCUCUCAGUUUUGCUACGAUGGGCUCCAGCGCUACACUGCCCUGGAUGCUGUGGGCUGGGGGGCAGCUGCCGUUCUGUUGAUGCAGAUCUGUAGGAGGGUCCACUCUCAGGUCUCCUUUGGGGCCGAACCCAAUCCCAACACAGGAUGCCUGGCCGUACAGGGUACCCUGCAGAAGUUUGACUUCCGCGUCCUACUGGAGAUGCUGUCUCGCUGUGAUGUGCUGCCCAGAGGGAGGAGUGUGAGCUGUCUGCCGCAGAGACAGCAGGCCCAGCAACGCAGCACCAGCGGUAGUAGUAACAGCUAUAGCAGCUCUGACCAGCUCCAUGAAGACGUGAUCGCUGACGGCUUCCUCGCUGACCGUCACCACUCCUCUGGAAGAGAGGAGACGUCCUUCUCAAAGUCCUCCCAUCCUGAAGACAAACGCAGAGCCACAAAGCGAGAACCGCCUCCGCAGCAGAAUGACCAGGAUGCUCUAGCAGGGGCGGCCCAGAACCUCCAGCAGGUGGCCGACUCCAGCGUUCCUGUAGUCCUCAACAUCAUCGGUCUGGAGAGUGCUACGACUGGGGACUAUGAUGCAGCCUUCUCCUGUUUCCUGGCCUCAGCCAGACAGGGUUACUGCAAGGCCCAGUUCAACACUGGAGUCUGCUACGAGAAAGGCAGGGGAGUAGGCAAAGACGGGGAGAAGGCUCUUCACUUUUACAGGCAGGCAGCGUCUGGGGGUCACAGUCAGGCUCAGUACCGCUGUGCCAAACUCCUCCUCAGCAGCAGAGGGCAGCAAAGCACACAACAGGACCUGGACUCAGCCAUCAGCCUGCUGCAACAGGCUGCCUCAGCUGGACUGAAAGAGGCCCAAGUGUAUCUGGGUUCCCUGUUCUCACAGGAGCCAGUCAGAGACGGCCGUAAGUCGGUGGUGCACUACCUGAAGAUGGCAGCAGAGAGCGGAGACAGCGAGGCCCUGCUGUUCCUGGGCCAGUGUUAUGAGAGUGGGUUCGGGGUGCCUCAGUGUUUCAGAACAGCAGUAGGGUUCUAUCAGCGGGCUGCCCAGGCAGGAAACAGCCAGGCCAAGACCUUACUGACGCCCCCGUGUGGAGUGGAGGAUGCCGUCCUGCGCUCUAUCCGCUCUUGUCCGUGCUUCUCUGUAGCGGACCGUCUGCGGGAACCACUCUCCACCCUCACCUCCCCUGUCCCAGCCUCCAGUGGCCCCACCCUCCCCCUCCCACACUCCUGGAGCACAGGGAGCAUGGGUAUCAAGGGAUCUAACAUUUGCCAGGAAAACAUUACACCACCGCCAUCCGCCUGUACCAUUGAGACCAGGCAGGGUGGGGCCGUGGACUCAAGCUGUUUACGCCAAACCCUGACUCUGCCAUCAGCAUGACGCAACAGGAACUGGGAUUCGUCGGACCAGGCAAAGUUUUUCCACUCUUCAGUUGCAGCAGUGUUGGUGAUCCAUUGGAGCCGCUGCUUCUUGUUUUUAGCUGAUAGGAGUGUUCGCUUGCACAAUUCUUGCUAUUCUCCUUCGACCUCAUCAACGAACUGUUUUUGCCCACAGGACUGCUGCUGACUGGAUGUUUGUUUGUCGCACCCUUCUCGGUAAACCCGUGAAAAUCCCAGAGAUACUGGAACCAGCGUGCCUGUCACCGACGAUCACACCACGCGCAAAGUCGCUUAGGUCACUCGUUUUGUCCAUUCUAAUGUCAAUGGAACAGUAACUGAAUGCAUCAAUGCCUGUCUGCUUUAUAAAGCAAGCCACGGCCACGUGACUCACUGUCUGUAGGAUCGAACCAUUUUUGUGAAUGGAGUGGUGUACCUAAUAAACUGGCCACUUAGUGUCACGUGUGCCUUAGCCUGCUAUGCCUCUAAGUACAGUGUCUUUGGUGUUUACUUGACCCCGUUUAAAGUACUGUCUAUACAUGGCAUACAGUUAGGUUAGAAGAAUGAAUGAAAAGUGAUUUUAUUUUUGUCCUUUUUUCAGAAUAAGUUUAUCAUGAACUACCAACAAUGUUGCCAUUUAUUAUCAGGGCUUAACUAUCCAACUCUGUCCAGUAAUUGAAAACAUAAAUAUACUCUCUAACGGAGCCUGGGCUUUACCUUGAGGCUGUGUAUGAUGUACAUGUAUGUGUUUUCAUUCAUAAAUUACUGUAUGUUGUAUUUUCUCAUGCUUUAGGAACACUACUGUUGCUGAACUCACAAGGUGUCUAACACCAAUAAAAAUAUGAAGCUGUUUUAUACAA
This is a messenger RNA of Salmo salar (Atlantic salmon), 2603 nucleotides long. RefSeq names its product DAP3-binding cell death enhancer 1. The record is from RefSeq and is a predicted model, not a curated record. Lineage: Eukaryota; Metazoa; Chordata; Actinopteri; Salmoniformes; Salmonidae. Gene Ontology annotation, molecular function: protein binding. Gene Ontology annotation, biological process: extrinsic apoptotic signaling pathway via death domain receptors. Gene Ontology annotation, cellular component: mitochondrion.